Messenger RNA from Dichomitus squalens LYAD-421 SS1, 672 nucleotides. RefSeq lists its product as uncharacterized. The transcript is spliced from 2 exons. NCBI's taxonomy places the organism in Eukaryota, Fungi, Basidiomycota, Agaricomycetes, Polyporales, Polyporaceae. Bases 1 to 672 code for a protein of 223 amino acids. The record is from RefSeq and is a predicted model, not a curated record.
AUGCUCGACUCGGCGCCGAUCGCUGAGCCUCGGGCCGUCGCGCCUAGUCUCCGCGACAACCAGCUCGCUCGCAAGUACGCGCUGUUGGCUCCGAAAGGCAAGGCGACCGCUUUGAACAUAUUGGAGGUGGCUCGCUGGCACGGGAACCAGGACUCCGAAAUGCGUACGAGCCUCGACCACAAAGAGCGUGUCACCUGGAUGAAGCAUAAUUGGGAGAAACACGCGCCUCCUCCGGGAGGCCACUCGAUGUGGAGUCCCACUGCCCUCGUCAUGGAGGAAUAUGUGAGGUCGCACGCGAGUCCUCAUAUCAUGGACACCGUCCCUGAGAAUGGAGUGAUUUUGCCGCCCUCGCCCCCCUCCUUCGUGGAUACGCGCUCCCCUACCCCCAGCCCUUAUUCCUGGAACACCCCUCGCCACUCUUUAGAGGCUGCUAUCAGUCGCAAACGGGCCUCGUACGAUGCGCAGGCGUCCUUCGGACCGCACGUCGAUCACGGCGGAGGAUCUAUGGAGCUCGAUUCUCGGCGGAGUAGCGACAAUUACAAGAGCUCGAGGCAUGGAGGCGGAGACUCGGCCUAUAGCUCCUUGUACAUCAUCACUUCCAGAGGCGCCUCCCCGAACAGCAGCCGCAAGCGAUUGCGAGAUUUUGCUCGAUUUGGAGACCGGUGGUCAUAG